CAAAGCAAAGUAACCUCACCUCGUUCUCGUUCCACAGCUUGCUGAAGAUGUUCUGCACAUGCCGAUCGACGUCUUUCUUUGUGCGGAACAUCCUGUCGGCGAUGUGCGCUGGUUAACACCACUUAGCCUUUCGUUGUGCUUGAUCAGGCGCCAACUGUCGAAAAUUGAUGCCACGAACUUCUCGAGUGCGACUACUAAGCUGCGUGAAAAUCCCCAUGAAAGCGACGGAAGCGUCUCGACGAAUAAGCUUUCGAUAUCAGAAGAUACGAUGGUAGAAGAGAUAAUCAGUCCCAGCAACAAACCCAAAAACAAAACUACUCGACCUCGUCCAGUUUAUCUGUGGAAUGUAUUAGAUGUACAGAAGUGGCUCAGGCGACACUGCAGUGACUAUUAUCAGCUGUAUCAUGAAAAAUUCUUGCAUCAUGACAUUACAGGAAGAGUAUUGUUAAGAAUAAAUGAAAACAUUCUGUUGCGGCUGGGUGUCGAUAAUGAACAACACAGAAUGGAUAUCUGGAGGGAGAUUAUGAAACUGCAUCUCAAGACAGAUAUGUUAGAAAUUAGGGAAUUAGAGCGACGUAAUAAUAUGAACUUUGACUAAAAUAUAUCAAAUCUUGUUAU
Harpegnathos saltator (Jerdon's jumping ant) is the source of this 618-nucleotide messenger RNA. It is a transcript of the gene ave, whose product is annotated as sterile alpha motif domain-containing protein aveugle. The record is from RefSeq and is a predicted model, not a curated record. Gene Ontology annotation, cellular component: cytoplasmic side of plasma membrane. The coding region runs from base 59 to 598 and encodes 179 amino acids. The transcript is spliced from 5 exons. Gene Ontology annotation, molecular function: protein binding. Lineage: Eukaryota; Metazoa; Arthropoda; Insecta; Hymenoptera; Formicidae. Gene Ontology annotation, biological process: cell surface receptor protein tyrosine kinase signaling pathway.